GGCAUGCUAAUCCUUAUUAAUUAAUAAUGCUGCAGAGAUUCUGUACAAAUUCGCACCAAUAAUUUGAUUGAAUCGGAUGAAAAUUUCCGGCCAAUUUCCUUCUCCGAUCCUAUGAUGCAGUCUAGCCAACAAAAAAAUCCUUUGAUGCAGUGGCGGAGGUUGUAUCUCACCAUCAUCUCCGCCAAACUUCAUUUAUCUGAAUCCGCAAUCUACGUCAAGGUUUCCGUUUCGGAACUCAAAGGUCAGACGCAGAGGACUCCGGUGGCCAAGGACGGUGAUCAAAGUGAUGGAACGGAGUUUUCCUGGAACUUCCCGAUGAAGUUCGAGAUAAAGGAAGAGAUUCUAACGGGGAGCGAUCUAGAUCGGGUGCCGUUCCUCGACCUGAAACUCAAGUCGCCGGGACGGAUCAGGAGCAGAGGCGUCGGAUUGGUGAAGGCGCCGCUCCGGCGGUUUUUGCUGGACAAUGUUUCGGCGGAUAUAUCGGAUGAGCAGGAAGUGGAAAUCCAGAUCAAUGAUUAUUCCGGGAAUCAUGCGGGCAUUUUGAAGUUUUCCUACAGGUUUGGACCACCUUUCACCAAUAGGCCCAGGAUGUCUUAAUCAAAAUAUUCGUAAGUGCAUAUACUUUUAUUUUAUGUAAGUUCACACCAAAAAUAAUUACAUGCAAGUAAAAAGUUGAUAAAAUUUUAUUUUUUUA
This is a messenger RNA of Rubroshorea leprosula, 694 nucleotides long. NCBI's taxonomy places the organism in Eukaryota, Viridiplantae, Streptophyta, Magnoliopsida, Malvales, Dipterocarpaceae. The record is from the annotation of a GenBank genome assembly.